AUGCCGGCACCACCAAUGCCGCCGCCUCACGGCAGCAAAGGUGGCAGCAGUAACGAUAACGACGACGACGACGACGGCCCCCCACCUCCCCCACCCCGUCACGAUUCAAAUGCAAAAACCACAUCAGGAACACCACCUAAACCUCCGACCCCACAACCCCGAAACCCAAAUCUACCGGAUACAUUAGAUGUAUUUGUCAUCCCUUCCGGUGGAGGGGUACUAUACCUACCGUCGUUAUCACCGCAUAGAAAUUCUUUUUUGUUUGGAGGGGCGACGACUGUAGGGCUUGAAUUGUUUUGGUACGGAUUGAGGUUAUUGGUACCCAAGAAGAUGGCGGGUUGGUGGGCGAGUUUGGUGAUUAGUUUGUUUGUUGCUGGGGUGGUAUUUUGGAUUGGUACUUGGGAAAUAUUUCGGGAGAAGGAAGAGGAGAGGGGGAAGAAAGAGGGCAAGGAGGGAAGCGGGGACGACGAGAAGGGGGAGGGGAGUACGGAUGGUUCUUCUGGUGGCGGUGGUGGCAGUGGCCCUGGUGGGAAUGGUGGUGGACCUCCUGGCGGCCCGUCUGGUGGAACACCUGGACCGAGAGGAGGAGGAGGGGGGCAUGGAGGGACUCCGAGGCAUAAUGGUCAUCCGAAGUCGCCGUCUGGGGGUCCUUCUUCAGGGUCCACGCCUAGUAGGUCACAGAGUUGGGCGAGUGGGUUUGUUCCUAGGAUGAGGCCCGAAGCACCCGGCGGUACCGCUAGACAAAGAGGCCCCGGAGCUACUGCAGCGCCGGAUAUGGGAUACGAAGAUGAAGAACCACAAGAGAAUCCAUUCGAAGCUGCAGAGGCGGAGUACAGACGAGCUGAAGAGGAGGAGGAGAUAAGGCUAGCGAGGGAGCAGAUCAAGAAGGAAAAGGAGGAACUUAGGAAGGAGAAAUUGGAAGCCGAGAGGUUACGACGUCAGGCUGAUGAAGCUACGGCUAGGCGGCGUGACGAGAUUAGGAAGGAAAGACUUGAAGCGGAACGGCUUAGGAAGGUGGCUGAGGAAGAAGCAGCACUGAAGAGAGACGAGCUUACGAAAGAGAGAGAAGAGGCGGCAAGGAUCAAAAAGGAAGCCGAAGAAGCCGCUGAGCUUAAGAAGCGACAGGCUGAUCAACAGGCCGAAAAGAAGCGACGAGAGGUUGAAGAAUUGGCAGAGAAGAAACGAAAAGAGGUGGAAGAACUAGCAGAAAAGAAACGUAAGGAGGUUGCAGAAGAACGCGAAAAGGAGGAAAGACGGAAAGCCGCUGAAGAGGAAGCACGAAGGCAGCGACUCAAGAGGGAAGAAAAAGAAAGGAGACGGAAGCUUCGUGAGGAAGAAGAGGCUGCUCGUCAACGACUCAAAGAUGAAGAGGAAACUCGCCGGAAAAAGCUACGUGAAGAAGAGCUAUCUCACAAACUCCGUCUCGCAGAUGAAAUGGCAAAGACUGAGGAAGAACGAUUCCGGAAGCUUGACAAAGAAGAAGAAUCACAUAAACGCCGUCUAGCGGAACAAAGCGCUAAAACGGAAGAAGAACGUAAGAGGCGCCUUAAGGAAGAUGAAGCCUUACGAAAACGCCGCCAGGCCGAAGACGCCGCUAAAGAAGAGGAGCGUCGGAAACUUCUCCAAGAAGAGGAAGAAGAGCGUCGGAAACAACUCCAGGAAGAAGAGGAAUCUCACCGACGUCGCUUAGCGGCUGAAGCUGUUAAGGAAGAGCAACGUCGCAAGCAACUUCAAGAGGAAGAAGAACUCCACCGCCGCCGAUUAGCAGCCGAUGCCGCCAAGGAAGAACAGCGUCGCAAGCAACUUCAAGCGGAAGAGCAAUCCCAACGCCUCAGAUUAGCUGCUGAAGCAGCCAAAGAAGAGGAACGCCGGAAACAGGAAGAGGAAUCGCACCGUCGCCGUCUAGCUGCAGAGAAGGCCCAGAAAGACGCCGAAGACCUUGCUAGGCGCAAGGCCGAAGAUGCGAUUCGCGAAGCAGCUCGUCUACAAGAACAAGAGAAAAGCAAACAGGCAGAGGAGAGUCUUCGCAAACUUCAGGAGGACCUACAGCGGAAAGCGGAAGUUCUUGAUAAGCGGAUCCAGGAGCAUGAAGCUAGAGACGAAAAGGCUCGCAAGGACGCCGAGAAGCAAGCCGCCGCCGAUGCCAAUGCUGCCCGUCGCAUACUAGAGGAAUCCAUCCGAAGAGAACGUGAACGGCUGAUCCAAGAAAAGGUCGCCCGUGACGCCGAACACACUCGUAAGAAGGAAGAAAUCCUAAAGAGAGAACAGGUAGAGUUCGAAGCUCGACGCGCUAGGGAAAACAAGGCCCGGGAAGCCGCUGAAAGAGAAAGGCUAGUUCGUGAACGACAACAAGCGGAGAUCGAACGAAAAGCACGGGAACGCCUAGAGCAAGAAGAAAUGGAGCAGAAACAGAGGGAGAAGGAAGAGCUUGAGCGGAUUGAGAAAGCAGACGCUGCGGACCGAGAGCGGUUACGUGUAGCAAUGCUUGAACGACUCGCUGAAGCUGAAAGAGCUCGUGAGAAGGUUGCAGCUGAAGCGUUGGCUGAGAAACAACGUCUUGAAGUCAUCCGGAAAGAAGAAGAGGCCAAAGAGAAACUUCGUCUUGAGAAUGAAAGACUCAAACAACAACUUGAGGCCGAGAAAGAACGCGAACGGCGUCGUCUGGAGGCUGAAAAGGAGAAGGAGAGGCAACGACUCGAGGCCGAAGAGACUGCUAGGUUAGAGCGAGAGCUCGUCGAGAAGGAAAAGGCCCGACUACAACAGAUUAAGGAGAGGGAAGAACGGGAUCGCCUGGCCAUGCUUGCUUCGCUCGAGCGUGAUCGUGAACGGGAGAGGAAGGCACGUGAAGCUCUUGAGCGCGAGAUUGCAGAGGCCGCUGCGAAAGAGAAGGAAGAACGGGAGAAGAGGGAGCGAGAAGAGGAAGAAGAGAGAGAGCGGCAGCGGAUCGAGAGCCUUCGUCGGGAACGUGAGAGGGACUGGUCUCAAAAGGAGCUUGAAAAGGAAGUCGUUCCUAUCAAGGUUGAGACAUGGGAAGGUCCUGCUCAGCCAGCUAGUAUCCCAGACGUCAGCACCAAGGAUGCUCCCUCGACACCUCAAGAGCCCCAUAUUAGUACUGAAGAUGCGAAAUCCCGCAAGGCCGGCAUCAAGCACCGCCAUAAGAAACACCACCACCGUCAUAACUCGGAACUUAGUAUUGACCCCGAGGAAUCUGGAUCUAGUGUUUCUAAGAGACCUAAGAGUCAAGCGCCGGAUUCCGUACCAGGAACACCUACUGUUCAUAGAACGAAAACAAAGAGGGCUCCCAAACCCGUGGAACGAGAUCCAAAACUUGAGUCAAAGCAAGCACAUGUUCAGGACGUUACAGAUAAUGAGUCGGACUACCAGCAUUUCUAUUCUAUCGACGGUCGAUCUGAAAUAGGCAGCCAGGUUUCCAGUACGUCUGGGGUGACCGCGAGAUCGAAAAUGUCUGGGAAGUCCACGGCUAGCAGUAACAGCAAUGCUUCUCGACAGAAGUACUCGACUUCUGACCCGAACAAGAUUGUACUCAAGGCUGUCUAUAUCUUUACCAACGAGCAUCCAAAGAAGCCCCAGGCUUCGUUGAUCGCUGGUGUUGGGGGGAAUAGCGAGGGUCUGGUACUCAAUAUAUCAACUGCUGGCCUCUUCAUUGACGACGAACUGAACAACUCCGCUCAAAGGGAAUGGGAUCAGAAGGCAUGGGCUAUCAAACAAAUUGAAGUUUAUUGCCCUCGUUGUAUACCGCCAUCUGGUCCUUCCGGUGCUCGAGCAGCUGCAAAACAGACCGUCAAGCAUCUUUUAUCCGGCUCGGCAGCGCCUACAGCUUCCGAACAGGAAAAAUAUCUCGACAGUCUCGGCGACGUCUGCAGAUCUCACUGUGCAAACAAGCUUCAAGCCAGCCGUGACCGGGAGGAUAGUACCGUCGCCGGUAAUGGUAAUCACUUUAUACGAGCGAACUUGGGUGACACAGAUGACAAGAAGGUCGUAUAUGUCUUUGCAGAGGAUGAAGGGUGGAAGGUUCCCAAUGGGCUCAUGAAGCUGAAGAAUAGUCCACAAGUAAGGCAGCUCGUCGUCAAUGGGAUGCAAGGUGGUGAGGCGAAGAGCGUUCUUACAAUGAUGGGAACAGCGGCAGCUUAG
Messenger RNA from Orbilia oligospora ATCC 24927, 4152 nucleotides. RefSeq lists its product as uncharacterized. The record is from RefSeq and is a predicted model, not a curated record. NCBI's taxonomy places the organism in Eukaryota, Fungi, Ascomycota, Orbiliomycetes, Orbiliales, Orbiliaceae. The transcript has a single exon. Bases 1 to 4152 code for a protein of 1383 amino acids.